AAUUUUCAUUUCAUUUGCCAUAUUAGUGGCAAAGAUAGAGAGAUCGAUGCCUACAUCUUAUGGUCUAAACGCACCAAAAAAGCCAAAAACCAUAUUUUCUCGCAUUAGGAAAGGAGGCGUCAAUCUGAGGGUCAGAGUCCGCACGAGUGCCGACUUGUGGAGGCGUUGGAUUAGGGGUGGGAUUAUGUAUAACACAGAACUCAAUGAAAAGGAUGAGGAACAGGAGGAACAGACUACUAAAAAAAGUGAGACAAAGAUUGUUGUCGACCAACACAUCGAUAACAAACCCAACGAUGAGAUUAAGACCACAACAGCAGACAAUGAGAAAAAGGAUGAAAAAACCAAUGAAACAAAUAAUAUUGCAAUCAUUGAGACAAAGAGUGUUGAAUCCGAUAAGAAGACCGACGAAAAAGUUGAUGAAAAUGUAUCGACUGAAGCAAAAAGUGAAGAAACAGUGUCUGAAGAGAAACCAAUUGAAGUGAAAGAAGCGGAUGAGAAGGCAUCGGAUGAAAGAGUUGGUGACGAGAAGAAAAAUGAUGAAAAUAGUGCUGAAGUAAAGCCCUCUGAAGACAAUGAUUUAGUUGACAAUAAAACUGAAGAUAAAAGCUCUGAAGAGCAGAAAACUGAUGAUAAAACUGUCGAUAAAAACUUCAUCGAAGAGAAGAAAUCAGAUGAAAAUAUUGGCGAAGAGAGUGUGUCUGAAAAUAAGACACAAGAAGAUAGUCGUCCCGAAGAUAAGAUACCAGAAGACACUUCACCUUCAGAUAAUACUGAAGAAAAUAAUACAAAAGAGGUUGAGACACAAGAAGAUAAAAAGUCUGAAGAGAUUAAAGUACUUCAGGAUGACUCAACCCUUACCUCCGUUAAGUUAUGGGGCACCAGAAGUGUAAUGAAGUGUCGACUCCGCUGUGCCUAUUCCUGUUUGGACCUUGCACAGUCUGCCAAACACUUGGGUCGCUCCUCCAAAGUGUUCGACAAAUCCUAUACUAAGGAAACAUUUAUCAGUGAAAAACUCAGAUUAAGUAAUACUAUAAAAGUUCAUAAAUGGCAGCUCUGGAGGCGAUUCUUCAGUUUUCGUAAAAGUGAUGUCAUGUCUAAGAAAGAGAAUGCAUUGAAUGCGAAGACACCCCAAAAGAGACGAAAUGCGGGGCUCUUUGUGCCCGACUAUGAAGAGGAACAGACGGCCAGUAAUCCUCGCAAAGAGUCACUCGAAUUGUGUGACUUAGAAGACAGCGGACAGUUUGAUAUGAACUCAAAGGAGUCAAAGGAUGAGAAAUGAACGAAACUAUGAAAAAUUGGUUUCAUUGUUAUGAUUGUCACACUCCUCAUGUGGACAUACCUUUAGGUUUGAAUUGAUAUUUGUUUGAUUCAAUGAAUGAAUUGACAAAAUGAGAAAGCUACAAGAUUGCUACAAAUGUAUGUAUGUGUGAAC
Messenger RNA from Oppiella nova, 1432 nucleotides. Lineage: Eukaryota; Metazoa; Arthropoda; Arachnida; Sarcoptiformes; Oppiidae. The record is from the annotation of a GenBank genome assembly.